Molecule: messenger RNA, 3003 nt
Organism: Penicillium brevicompactum
Lineage: Eukaryota; Fungi; Ascomycota; Eurotiomycetes; Eurotiales; Aspergillaceae
Product: chaperonin-containing T-complex subunit CCT8
Exons: 12
Biological process (GO): proteolysis; protein folding
Cellular component (GO): chaperonin-containing T-complex
Molecular function (GO): metalloendopeptidase activity; ATP hydrolysis activity; ATP binding
Source: RefSeq, a predicted model, not a curated record
CUGGGUCGCAAGCUGUAUGCCCAAGUGGCCCAGAAAGCUUCACUGGCGCAUACUUCACGUCCAUCAAGCAACACGAUUCCAGUGCACCAACUGGCCAAAACCGCCCAGCCUAUGCGUCAGAUACGAUCCUUUACCGCUACACCAUUCAAACAGCGACGCGAGUACUAUCUAAAUGGAAGGCGCAUUUCCACUUUUUCACGAUUCGUCUCAUCGGUUUCGCGAAUGGUACAUACGACCAAACCCCGUCACAUUGUUGUGGUGGGCAUAGGUGCCACAGGCUUCUACCUUCUCUACCUUCUCAGCACCGAAAAAGUAGAAAUGACCGGUCGUCGACGUUUCAAUGUUAUCUCUAAAGCACUAGAGCUAGAAAUCGGCGCAGAGAGUUGUCGUGAGAUCCUGUACACCGAGCGCGGCAAGAUUCUCUCGCGUAACAACCAACUCACGAAGAUGGUUGAUAGUGUGAUGAGACGUUUGCUUCCUGGAACCAAUAUGGACAAGAAGGGAUGGCAAGUCUACGUGAUCAAGGACGAUGACAGCGCCAAUGCCUUUGUGCUUCCCGGUGGAAAGGUCUUCGUUUACACGGGAAUCCUGUCACUUUGCAAGGACGAGGAUGGACUGGCCGCUGUUCUGGGACAUGAGAUUGCGCACGUUGUCGCUCAUCACCCCGCCGAGAGUAUGAGCAACAAACUUAUCAAGCUGAGCGCUGGGAUUGCCAGUUCUCUUCUUUUUGAUAUUGCCGGGCAUGUUUCUUCGCUCCUGAUGACGAUGCUGUACACCUUGCCCAACUCGCGAACCCAAGAGGUAAGAGUGCCUAGUUUUCUUGUGCUGAUGGCUAAGGCAUGCUACAAGCCUGAGGCGGCGGUUGGAGUAUGGACUCGUAUGCACGAACAAGAGGAUCACGACCCCCUGGAGUUCAUGUCAUGCCACCCAUCGAGAUACAACCGAAUGGAACGAAUUCGGGGAUGGCUCGAAAAGGCCAACGAGAUUUACGAGGAGAACGACUGCAAGGCAGUUCGUGAAAACAGUAAGAUUGCUCGUCGGCUUGAAAAGGCCGACAAUGACGAAUUACGAAGAAAACGACUACAAGACAGUUCGUGCAAGCAUACCUGCUUGGGGGUUCUCUGCAUUGUCUACCUGGUACUUGCCGCUGUUGAUAUGAACGGCUCUGGUUGCACCCCUCGUGCAAACGGAGCAAACCCACCACCGCAGCUCCAAAAAUUGCCCGGCACAACAGCUCCAUCCACUCCCUACAUCAACUUUGAUACCCAGUCGCAUUUUCCUCGGACGCGACAACAGAUCAUGUCGCUUUCAAUUCCAGGUCCCUCCCAAGCGGGACUUUUCAAGCCCGGCUACCAGAGCCACGAUGCCGAGGAUGGAGCCGUCAUCCGUAAUAUCGAAGCCUGCCAGGCUAUCUCGGGCACCGUCCUGACCUCCCUGGGCCCUUACGGCCGCAACAAGAUCGUCAUCAACCACCUGCAGAAGAUGAUCCUGACCUCCGACGCCGCCACUAUCCUCCGUGAGCUCGAUGUUGUUCACCCCGCUGCUAAGCUGCUCGUGAUGGCCAGUCAACAGCAGGAUGCCGAGAUGGGUGAUGGUACCAACCUGGUGAUCGUGUUGGCUGGUGAGCUGUUGAAGAAGGCAGAGGAGUUGAUCCGCAUGGGUCUGAAGACGAGUGAUAUUGUGUCCGGAUACGAGAAGGCUCAGAACUUUGCUAUGUCUGUUCUAGAGGAGCUCGAGGUCGACAGACUCCAGGAUAUGCGAUCGGCAACAGAAUUGAGCAAGGCUCUCCGCACAGUGGUGGCCUCCAAGCAGUCUGGCACCGAGGACACUCUGGCUGCUCUGGUUGCAGAGGCAGUUCUGGCCGUCCUUCCCAAGAACCCCAUCAACUUCAACGUCGACAACGUCCGAGUCGUUAAGAUCAUGGGUGGUAGCUUGGAGCAGUCCAAGGUUGUGAAGGGUAUGGUUUUCGGUCGUGAGCCGGAUGGAGUUAUCAAGAAGGCCAGCAAGGCCAAGGUCGGAGUGUUCAGCUGCCCCAUUGAUAUCAGUCAGACCGAGACCAAGGGUACAGUUCUCCUGAAGAACGCCCAAGAAAUGGUGGACUUCACCAAGGGCGAGGAGGACCGUCUGGAGACUGCCAUCAAGGAGCUCUACGACUCCGGCCUUCGCGUCCUCGUUGCUGGCUCCACCGUCGGCGACCUGGCCAUGCACUACUUGAACCGUUUCAACAUCCUGGUCGUCAAGGUUCUGUCCAAGUUCGAGCUCCGCCGUCUCUGCCGCGUUGUCGGCGCCACACCCCUGGCCCGUCUGGGUGCCCCCAUGCCCGAUGAGAUGGGUCAGAUCGAUGUCGUUGAGACCUCCGAGAUUGGCGGUGACCGUGUCACCGUCUUCCGCCAGGAGGAUGCCAACGCCGUCACCCGCACAGCCACCAUUGUCCUGCGUGGCGCUACCCAGAACCACCUCGAGGAUGUUGAGCGCGCUAUCGACGACGGCGUGAACGUCGUCAAGGCUAUCACCAAGGACCCCCGUCUUGUCCCCGGUGCCGGAGCCACCGAGAUCCAGCUCGUGGAGCGCCUGACCAACUUCGCCGACCGAACCCCCGGUCUUCCCCAGCACGCCAUCCGCAAGUACGCCGAGGCCUUCGAGGUCGUCCCCCGCACACUCGCCGAGUCUGCCGGUCUCGAUGCCACCGAGGUUCUCUCUCGUCUGUAUACCGCACACCACCGCACCGCCGGUGCCGAGUCAUCCGAAGAAGAGGAGGGUAGCUCAUCCGAAGAGGAAGACCCUUACUGGACCACAGGUGUUGAUCUUGAGAUUGGCGAGUCAGACGGUACCCUUGAUACCGUCGAGGAGGGCAUUCUGGAUCUGAUGGCUUCCAAGAUGUCUGCGAUUCGUCUGGCCAGUGAGUCUGCCAGAACAGUGCUGAGCGUUGACCAGAUCAUUGUCUCUCGACAGGCGGGAGGCCCCAAGCCUCCGCAGGGUGGAGGUGACUGGGACCAGGACUAA